Molecule: messenger RNA, 359 nt
Organism: Drosophila subobscura
Lineage: Eukaryota; Metazoa; Arthropoda; Insecta; Diptera; Drosophilidae
Exons: 1
Coding region: 51-290 (79 amino acids)
Source: RefSeq, a predicted model, not a curated record
UUUUAGUCGAUUUACAUUUACUUUUGAAAAACGCAGGACCAAGCAAAAUUAUGCUGAAACAUCCAACAACCCGCAGAAAGAAGUCUCUGCCGCCCAGGGCCCCUCACGUCCCCAUAAUCGAGCGUCCCUCGAAAGGAAGAAGCGCCAGUCCCCUGAGGAUGUCCCACAUCCAGCGGCAGCCGGAGCACCAGGGCUGGUCGAAUCCUGGCCAGAAUGUGUCAGACGACCUGAAGCAACGUCUUCUGGCACUCCAAAUGCAAGUGAGUGCGUGGAAGGCCAUCAAGAAAUAGAUUCAAGAUUUGCUAUUUAUUUUACAACAGAGUUUAAGUGAAGGUCCACAAUAAAUUGUUACGGCUCCA